Messenger RNA from Penicillium chermesinum, 1416 nucleotides. RefSeq lists its product as uncharacterized. Gene Ontology annotation, molecular function: transmembrane transporter activity. Gene Ontology annotation, biological process: transmembrane transport. The transcript has 4 exons. The record is from RefSeq and is a predicted model, not a curated record. Gene Ontology annotation, cellular component: fungal-type vacuole membrane. NCBI's taxonomy places the organism in Eukaryota, Fungi, Ascomycota, Eurotiomycetes, Eurotiales, Aspergillaceae. Bases 1 to 1416 code for a protein of 471 amino acids.
AUGGCCACCGAAACGACAACCGGGGCGAUAAGUUUAGAUCAGCAAGUUCCACCGAACGAGCCGCAAGGCUCGUCUGUCUCGAAGAGUGCGUACCCCAGCGCAAAUGCUAGUAUAUACGAUGAAGAGGCCCCGCGGUCGGCCUUCUCGGUCAUUGAGCCAACGGCGCACCUGUCGACUGUCACUACUCACAUCCUAGAGCCCGUAGCCAGCGACACAUUUCCUGAUGGAGGUCUCCGGUCGUGGUCCGUGGUCGUUGGCUCCUUUUUUCUUUUGAUGAGCAGUUAUGGGCUCAUGAACUCCACCGGUGUUCUGCAGAGCUAUUUUGCGUCACACCAGUUGGCGAAUUAUUCUACCAGUGCCGUGGGCUGGAUUCCCGGAGUGUUCACAUUUUUCGGCUUGGUUCUUAGUGCUCAGGCCGGGUCGCUCUUCGAUAGGUAUGGACCGACGGGCAUCUUGGCUGCUGGGACGGUGUGCUACACCACUGGGCUUUUGCUUCUGGCCGAGUGCAAGCUAUACUGGCAGUUCCUGUUGACGCUGGGCGUGCUCGCUGGGACUGGAGCUGCGCUUCUGAGUACGGCGGCAAUGGCGGCCGUUCCGCAUUGGUUUAAUGCUCGCGUGGGUCUGGCGAUGGGUAUUGCUAUGGCCGGUGGUGGUGUUGGAGGUGUCACUUUCCCGCUUAUACUGCGGGCGGCUUUCACGAAGCUCGGGUAUAAGUGGUCAAUACGUCUUUUAGCCUUGCUGGUGGGCGUGUUUUCUGGAAUUGGAACCCUUUUGGUGAGGUCUCGGUUGCCGAAGGGACGUAGCAAGUCCACGAUCAACUUGCGGGCUUUCCAGGAUAUGCGGUUCACGUGGCUCACUCUAGGGACAUUCAGUCUUGAACUGGAGGUAUUUGCGGGCCUGGGUCUGUUCCCGACAUUCAUCGUGAUGCAAGGAUUUAGCACCUCCGCCAGUAUUGUUCUUCUGGCAGUGUUGAACGUGUUCUCGACAAUCGGUCGCCUUUUGGCCGGUGGAUUCGCAGAUAGAUUCGGGCGGAUCAACACGCAAGCAACUCUCAUCAUCGCGGGUGCACUUGCGGUCUUCGUGAUCUGGCUGCCAUUCGGCAAUACAUUGCCCGGCCUGUACGUCUUUAGUGCGGUAUUCGGUCUGGCAUCGGGCUCCUUCUUGAGCCUCGCACCCGCCUGUAUCGGGCAAAUAUCCAAGGCCAGUGAAGUGGGUGGAAGAUUCGGCGCCUGUUAUUCGAUUGUCAGCAUUGCGACUCUAACUUGCAUUCCAAUCGGAGGUGAAAUGCUGGAAAAGGUAGGGAAGAGAGCGAUGGUCGCAUAUUUGGGAAGUUUGCUCAUCGUUGCUCUGGGCUUGUUCACGAUGGCUCGCUGGGCCUGUUUGGGCUAUCGUUGGCGAUGGAAUGCGAAAAUCUAA